AUGGUGAUGUCGGUGGAAAAGAAGCCCACCACGGGUAGGUCUACGAUCUGUCUUUUCGCCGGCGGGGGCCGAGGCAGAGACCGCGGCCCGUGGGUGGACAUGGUCUGCAUUCAGACGCAGAGGCGCAUCCGGGACUUCGAGCCGCAGCACGUGACCAACACGCUGUGGGCAUGCGCCAGGAUGCAGCUGCAGGACCCACUGAUGCUGCGCGUGCUGAUCAACCGCGCCAUAGAUGACAUCGGCCGUUACUGCCCCCUGGACGUCUCGAUCACCACGUGGGCCUGCGCGACCUUGAAGAUGCGGGAGGUUGAAUGGCUCCGGGCAGUCGUCCGGGCGCGGCUCGACUUCGCGGACUUCUCGCCGCAGAACAUGUCAAACUUCGUCUGGGGCCUCGCGACGCUCGGUUUCAGGAACGACAACAUGGUGCUGGCCGUCGGCCGGGAGGCGUCGCGGAAGAUCCAGGACUUCUCGCCGCAGGAGCUCUCCAACUUCUGCUGGGCGCUGGCCACGAUGGAUCUUUGCGACAAUUUGAUGCUUCGCGCCGUGGCCGAAGAGGUGGACCGCCGCGGCGAGGAGGCGACCGCGCGCCGCGGGGCCCCGGCGGGGGCCGCGGGCGACGGGCGCGGGAUGCGCUGGCGACCUGGCACGCAGCCCGGGCCAGAGGUGGGCCAGGACGGGCGCAGCGAAGCCAUCCAGAGUCCGUUGGCUGUGGGCAGGUGCUCUGCAAUGAUGCUGGGAAGACUGGGCAAUCUCACGGAUGCCAGGGUGGCUGUUCGAACUCUGGCCGAGUGGGCUCAGACCGACGGGGUACUUUGCCAGGGCAGGUGGCGAUCGGAGCCCCAGCGGCAUGGCCUCGGCCCGACCGGCCGCCCCCCGAGCUGCCGCGGCGGCCGGGGCCGCGGCGCCCGCGGCGCCAUGGCCGCCCCGGGCGGCGGCCCCGCGGUCGGCGGCGGCGGCCCCGCGCAGGAGGCCGCCCCGCCGCCGAUGGCGAAGGGCGUCACCCACUCGGUGCUGCAGCAGGCCUUCGUCGACAUGCUGCGCCCCACCGCCCACCUGCUGCAGGAGGCGACCCCCGCGUCGGCCGAGCAGGAGUUCACUCGGGCCGGCCUCGCCCUAAACAGGCCUCGCCCGGAGGAUGUCUAUUUCGCUUCUAAGAGGCGCGCGUGCGCCUCCUCGGAGUUCGACUCGAAGCUCGAGACGCGCUUGAGCCCUCUCGAGGACAGCUCCACGCCUGCCGGUCCGAGGCUCACGGCUCUCGAGAGCACAGCUCUUCGCUCGAGGCGCGCGUGCGCCUCCUCGGAGUGCGACUGUCGCGAGGCUCUGACCUGCCAGGACGAGGGCAUCGAUCCAGUGGAGCUCAUCCAAUUUUGCCUUCGCCCCGGGCUGGAAGGGCAUUCCGACUCGCUGGCCUUCGCCGACCUCGAGGAGGCCGUGAGGUGCGAGCUCGACACCUACAUCGAUGCAGCGUCGGGCUGCGAGCUCUUCGCGGCGCACCAUCUGAAGAUGCGCGAGGGCUUCGAGCGUUAUUGCUGCCACUGCCCAAGGGGCCACCGCAAUGUGCCGGGCAAAAUUGCCGAGCGUGGUGGCGCGGCGUCGGCGGCGGGACCAAAUGCCGCGCCUCUGCCAGCAGACAAAGGCCACCGAGACCCGCUCUCCAAGUCGCGCCUGUGUACCCUCAAGGGCGAUGCUGCCUACAUCAGUUUUUACAACGAGCACGAACUGUCCGCGGCGCGCGCCGCGCCUGCGGCGCAGCUGCAGCAGGUGCAGCCGUGGUUGCUGGACGUCGGCAGCGCCCUCUGCACGCCACGGGCGGCGGCCAGCAGCGCGCGCAAGCUGCGAAGACGCGGCGACGCCGGAGCCGCGGACGCGCAGCUCAGCAGGCUUCAGAACUUCACCCUUCCAGGCGGCAGCCCGGGGAGCGGCGGCGCUGCACGUGGCGCGAGCCAUGUGCCGUCGCGCCGAGCGGUGAUCUGCGUCUUCCUGAACUUGCUCUCCGACUUCCUCUUCGUCGCCGCGCGACUGGACGCGCUCAACGCCGACAGGUCCGAGCAGGAGUGCGCCAUUGAGUGGCGCGUGGGCCCGUGGCAGCGGUAG
Molecule: messenger RNA, 2094 nt
Organism: Prorocentrum cordatum
Lineage: Eukaryota; Dinophyceae; Prorocentrales; Prorocentraceae
Source: the annotation of a GenBank genome assembly